Spinacia oleracea (spinach) is the source of this 1798-nucleotide messenger RNA. Its product is annotated as F-box/WD-40 repeat-containing protein At3g52030. The transcript is spliced from 9 exons. Lineage: Eukaryota; Viridiplantae; Streptophyta; Magnoliopsida; Caryophyllales; Amaranthaceae. Bases 311 to 1576 code for a protein of 421 amino acids. The record is from RefSeq and is a predicted model, not a curated record. Gene Ontology annotation, molecular function: protein binding.
UUAAGAAUUUUUUUUUGUAAAUGUGUAAAAAGCAUAUCCGUAGUAUUAUAUGGGAUAAUUAUUUGUUUAGUCUCGAUAUGAUCUAAUUAAUUUAUGAUUAAUAUGUAAAAUAAGAUAUGAUUAAUAUGUAAAAUAAGAUAUGAUAAGAUUAGAUUAAAUCUAGCACUUCGUAUUAGAUUGGUUAGGACUUAGGACUCACCAAGUAAAAUAAAAAAGAAAAUCUGAUAACUAAAUUGAAACGAAGUAAAUGAUAAGAACGUCGAACAGAAGACGAACGAGAUUGGAGUAAUAGUAGUUCCAGAGUUGCAGGAUGAAACCUAAGACAAGUUCGAAGGCGAAGAGAUUCAACGUUGAAUUACUCGACAAUGAUAUACUCUGUGUUGUCUUCGCUUUCCUCGACCUUUUCGACAUCGUUCGCUGCGCUGCCGUCUGCAAAUCAUGGAAUUUAAUCAUCAGCAAAUCUAGAUUAAUGCAUUCACUGUACCUCGAGCGAUGGGGUAAUGAGGCCUCCAGCUCGUCAAUGGAUAUGGAGGGACCAUUGAACAUGGUCCUUGAGGAUCUGGCAACGCAGCGUCAUAGGUCUGCUCUUGUUGAAGGUUCUUUUAUUGUUGAUCAAUGGAAAGGCCAUACAGCCGGGAUUGACCAAUGCCGAAUGAAAAUGGGUUUGAUCCUAACCAGUGGAGGGGACAAGUUUAUGCGUCUAUGGUCAUCAGAAAAUUACAAAUGCUUGGAAGAGUACUCUCUCAGUGAUCUGGCUCCGUUAGUUGAUUUUGAUUUUGAUGAGAGCAAGGUUGUUGGCUUGACUGGAACCCGUAUAUGUAUAUGGAGGCGCAAUGGAACCCGUAGUAUAUUUCCUUCACGUGAAGGCAUCUGCACGAAGGGCUUAUGUAUGAGGUACAUGGAUCCAGAGGCUAUGGUAGGAUGUGAGGAUGGCACAGUUAGGGUAUUUGAUAUGUAUAGUAAAAGUUGUUCUCGAAUAAUCCGGAUGCAAAACUCUCGUGUGACUUGUUUGGCUGUGGGAGAUGACCAGCUUGUUCUGAGUGGUUCACCUUAUGGAAGCAUAGCUGUAUCUGGCCUAUUAUCUAAUCAGCAAGUUGCUACAUUCACGCCACCCAAUAUGAGAGGUGUAGAGACCUUGUGCUACAAUCCUUGUUCUCAUUUGGUAUUUGCUGGAUCAUCAAAUGGUUAUGCAGCUUGUUGGGACCUUAGGAAAAUGCAAUCGCUGUGGAAUACACGGGUGAGCCCUAAUGCAGUGUAUUCAAUGCAAUAUCUCAGAAAUGACACAUCAACACUGGUAAUUGGUGGCGUAGAUGGUGUUGUGCGUAUUGUGGAUCAGAAUACUGGCAAAAUCCUGACAAGGUGUGUUAUGGACCCAAGUGUAGCCAAAUUAACUUCAAGAAAUAGUUUGUAUGGUUCAGUUGAAAGAAGGAAGGUGAAGAGAUUAAAAGGAGACGGAGCAAUUGGUAGUAUUCCAAUGACUGCUCGGCCACGCAUUAAGUGCUUAGCUGUGGGGAUGGGAAAAGUCGUUACCAUUCAUAAUACCGAGUACAUCAGAAUGUGGAAAUUCAACAAAUAAACUAGAAAUUCAAGUAGUUUUGUCCCGUUUUCCCCAUUUGGAGUAAGUAGUUCUAUUUUAGGAGAUGGCGUAAUCUUGUUGCUUGUUUUUUUAGCUGAAUUCCAACCAAUUGAGAUUGGUAAUCCUGUUUCGGUUUGGUAAUUAUUUCCGAUAUUGUUGGGCUUGAUGUAUGUUUGAACUUGAUGACAUAAAUAAUUACAUAGCCCCUUCCAAAUUUCGAUA